AUGUCAACACCAGUCCGUCCGAAGCCGUAUUCACUGAGAACCGAACGGGCGGUCUGCCGGAAUUCAGUGAUUCGUUGUCCCGCCGUCGGAGAACGGAGAAAACCGAUGACGUCACCGCUGCGGUACAGUCCAAUGACGAGACGUGGCGGCCCAAAAGACGUGACGAAUGCACCAAGCGGCAAGAGAACCCGUCCGUUUCAUUCUUCCGGCUUCUCUCCCUCUGCUCCAGACUCCGCCCACCUUCCAAUUCCACGUCUCCAAUUCGAAAACGAGGAUUUUAUGGAUUUAUACUCGGAUGACAAUCAAGGAGUGCGCCCCGACUCUGUGUCUCUUCUCUCUCAAAAUCUCGCCCGUUCCGUCAUCACCGAACAACCGCCGCCCGUCGUCGUCGUAUCGCCACGUCAUCACGCGACGCUCCGCCCACGUCAUCAUAUGCGGACUCCGGAAUAUCGAUUUUUGACGAGAAGCUCGAAGACGUCGUCGUCGUCGAAAUCCAGAAGUCAGCAAUCACUUACCCCCAAACAUUAA
Molecule: messenger RNA, 528 nt
Organism: Caenorhabditis remanei
Lineage: Eukaryota; Metazoa; Nematoda; Chromadorea; Rhabditida; Rhabditidae
Exons: 2
Coding region: 1-528 (175 amino acids)
Source: RefSeq, a predicted model, not a curated record